AUGCCGCCAAAACCAAUUAAAGACACUGUAAGUUUUCUGGUUACAAAUUUGAAUAAAUUAAAUUACCAUAAUUCAUCAAACAAUUUUAUAUUUUUUCAGAAACCAAAAAAUCCACAAGUUGAUGAUUCUGCAGAAGCUGAUACAAGUUCAUCUUCUUCGCAAUCAUCUUCGCAAUCUCAAGAGCCUGAAAUUCCACUUGCUGAAGAAGCCGAUGAUGACAUCAUCUUAUUGAGAGAAGUCCAGAAGCCGAAAACAUCUGCCACAAAAGAGGUAAUUUUAAAUUUUGGGUGAAAAUUUAAUUUUUAAUCAAGAGCCUUUCAAUUUUUCUGAAAAAACAUGAAUUCAGAAUAUCUUGUUGCCAGAUUUUUCCGAAUAGAUCCUCUUGGAAUAUUUAUUGUUCAGAAAUCCAAAAAAAUCUGGCAGUAAGAUAUCCUAAAUUUACUUUGGAUCUAUGAACUUUCAAAACAAAUUGAAAACAAAAUCCUUUUUUUCCGAAUUCAAUUAAAGAUAGACAAAUCAAAAUUUUGUUAAGAAUUGAUCAAUGUUAAUUUCAAAUUUCAGAAUGUGAAAGAAGAAGAAAGUGAUGGAGAGGAUUCUGAUGAGAGUGAAGAAUUGGAUAGUGAUGGUGAUUCGGAUGAUCAAGGAGAAUCGGAUGAUUCUGAAGAUAUUGAAUCCGAUGAAAAAGAGGAGAAAGAGGAGCGAGAAGAAUCUGUUGAUGAAUCAGAAAAUAGAGAAAAUGAAACCGAUGAUGAAAAUGAAUCGGAUGAUUCGUCGAUCGAAAUCUUGGAAAAUGAUGAAGAGGAGGAAGAAGAUUUGGAAGAGGAUUCGAAAGAUGAUGGAGAGGAAGAAGUGGAUUUGGAAGAGGAUUCGGAUGAUGAAGAAAAUGAGGAAGAACAAGAGGAAGAAGGAGGAUCAUCGAGAGUUGCAAGAUCGAAAAGUGUUCCGCCGGCGAGUAAUGACCAAGUGCGUUUUUCUUCCAUCCCGAAAUUUAUUGAUUCAAUUAGAAUCAAUGAGCCCAUGCUGAUUAAUAUUUUGAAAUUGAAAAAAAUAAUUUUUCCCAUGCAAAAAACGUCGAAAAACAAAAUAUACAGUUGAUUAUUUUUGAGUAGAGACAACGUUGAAUUGAGAGAGCGCAGAUAGACAAAUUAGUUUUUUGUCCAAAAGUCUGCGCACUCUCAAUUUCACAUUGUCUCUACACAAAAAUAAUAAACUGUAUAUUUUGUUUUUUGACGUUUUUUGCAUGGGAAAAAUUAUGAUUUUUUAAUUUCAAAGUAUUAAUUUGCAUAGGCGAAAAAUUAAAUUUUGAAGGAAAUAAUUUUGGAAUAUUUCCCUGUUGAAAUUAAAAUUACAAUGUUCAAUUCAAAUGCGAUUCAUGCUAGUUUGAAAAUAAAUCAGAAAAAUUGUCAAAGAAUAUUGAAAAAAUUGUUCAAUUUUAAUUUUCAGGUUCCGACGACUUCGACGAGCCGCAAAAGAAAGCGAUCGCCAUCAAUCGAAAUCGUUGAAGAACAAUCUACAUCAAGAAGAUCUCAAACCACUCCCAAAAAGCAAAAGAAAGGUCGCCUCGAAGUACAAGAAGAUAAUCAAGAAAGGGUUACAGGAGAAGAGGAGGCUGGAGAAGUUCCAGAAGUUUCAGAUGAUUCAAAUGAUGAUGAAGAUGAAGAUCGGAUCGAUGAAAAUUACAUCCGGGUUAGUUUUUCUGAAUUAUAUUUUUUUCAUGAAAAAUCUGAAUUAUUUUAGCGAUUCUUGAACCAUUCUAUUCAACAAAAUCCACAAGUGUAUGGUAAUAUCCCAAAUGUCUCCGAUUUUAUCGUUAGUUUUUUUUUGAAUUCAUUUCUUCUCAUGAAAAAUUUCAAUUAUUUUAGAAUUAUACGAUGAAUUAUAUUCGAUCAAAUCAGGAACUUCUCAAUGAUCUCACAAGUAGCGAUCAAAGAUUGUUCACGUGGUACAACGAGAAUUUUGUCAUUGGCUCCCAAAAUUGGAUGGAAUUUACGAAUAACCCAGAUUCUUUCGAAGACUUACACCGGAACCAAUUUGAACACUCAAUUGAAGGUAAGCUUUGGGGGGGAAUAUUUAAAAAAUAUAUGUGUUGAAGUUUUCAAUGAUUUUUUUAAAUUCUUCUGGAAAAAAAACACUUUCUAGCCAAAAACAAUUUGAAAUUUCCCGGCUCAUUUUUUUUUUCAUUAUCUAAUUUCGAAUUUAUUUUCAGAUGAUGGAACUUUUGUGUCAGUUCCAUUGGACCCAAUGCCAGUCCUCUUUCCAUCUGCAAUUCAAACACGACUGAUUGAAAGAGCUCGUGAACAACAUGACUGGAUUGUGGACCAUAGGGAAGCAGAAUAUCUGGUUAGUUCUAAGGGAGGGGUUCCGAAUUUUGAGUAUUUCUAGAAUUUUCUAGAAAUUUCUAUAAUCCCGAAUAUUAGAUAACUUCCAGCUUGAAUUUUAGAAAAAUCUCAGAACUUUUUGUGUCUAAAAUUAGCAAGCUCUUUCAAUUUCAAGUUGGAAACUUUUUUAAAGAGAAUUCAAAUAUUUUCGAACUCGAAUAUUUUCAGAUGGUUCUCCAAAGAGGAAGAGAAAUCGAGAGAAGAGGAGAAGAAGUCAGGAACUUGAUAAGAAGAAACGAAGAGCUCAUCGAGGAAAUCAAUCAAUCUCGUCGUCAAUGA
Caenorhabditis angaria is the source of this 2657-nucleotide messenger RNA. Lineage: Eukaryota; Metazoa; Nematoda; Chromadorea; Rhabditida; Rhabditidae. The record is from the annotation of a GenBank genome assembly.